Anolis carolinensis (green anole) is the source of this 1615-nucleotide messenger RNA. RefSeq names its product zinc finger protein 664. Gene Ontology annotation, molecular function: RNA polymerase II cis-regulatory region sequence-specific DNA binding; DNA-binding transcription factor activity, RNA polymerase II-specific. Lineage: Eukaryota; Metazoa; Chordata; Lepidosauria; Squamata; Anolidae. The record is from RefSeq and is a predicted model, not a curated record. Gene Ontology annotation, biological process: regulation of transcription by RNA polymerase II. The transcript has 2 exons. Gene Ontology annotation, cellular component: chromatin; PcG protein complex; transcription regulator complex. Bases 294 to 1586 code for a protein of 430 amino acids.
CGCCUCUCUAUGGGUUUCCUGCCCGCAGCCGCCAUUUUUGUUCCGGGCGGAAGUACAGCGAGAGGGGGAGGCCUCCGUUUCCUAGACGGUCGAUUGCCGCCUAUUCCUGUGAGCUCACUUGCGGAGGAGGAGGCGAAGGGCAACUUCUGAACAAGUUCUGUGAAGAAUACCUUGUGAGAGGUUUGCCUGAAGAGUGCUGGAAGUCUAUGAAGUGACUUCAAGAUACACAGCAAUGACAACAAGAAGAAAUAAGUGGUAGAAUAAUAUAUUUCAAGCUGCGUACUAGUGCAAUUAUGGAGGGGGGGGGGAAUAAGAUUGUGUGGAAGAAAGAGGCUUUUGAAAGCGAGCAGAAGGCUACAGCAGUACAAAAACUUUGCUGUUCAGAAGGUUAUAUCUGUGAACCCCUGGCAUGGUAUUUGAAUUAUCAUUGUAAAAGGAUGGCAAGUCCUCUACCUCCCUAUCCCAGAUCACACACAGAGAAGUUACAUCAGUGUAUGGAAUGUGGGAAACAAUUUGAUAGAAAAAGUUAUCUUACUGUACAUGAACGGACCCACACAGGGGAGAAGGCGUAUCAAUGCAUGGAAUGUGGGAAAAGCUUCAGUCAGAGUGCACAUCUGCGUUCCCAUCAAAGGACCCACACAGGGGAGAAGCCAUACAAAUGCAUGGAAUGUGGAGAAAGCUUCAGUCGGAGUGACAAUCUACGUUCCCAUCAAAGGACGCACACAGGGGAGAAGCCACAUAAAUGCUUAGAAUGUGGAAAAAGCUUCAGUCGUAGUGGCACACUGCGUAUCCAUCAAAAGAUCCACACAGGGGAGAAGCCACAUAAAUGCAUGGAAUGUGGUCAAAGCUUCAGUCGUAGUGGCACUCUGCGUAUUCAUCAAAGGACGCACACAGGGGAGAAGCCAUACAAAUGCAUGGAAUGUGGACAAAGCUUCAGCCAGAGUUGGAAUCUGCGUUCCCAUCAAAGGAAGCACACAGGGGAGAAGCCACAUAAAUGCCUAGAAUGUGGAAAAAAGUUCCUUCAGAGUGGACAUUUACGUUCCCAUCAAAGGACCCACACAGGCGAGAAGCCACAUAAAUGCAUGGAAUGUGGACAAAGCUUCAGUCGUAGUGGCACUCUGCGUAUCCAUCAAAGGACCCACACAGGGGAGAAGCCACAUAAAUGCUUAGAAUGUGGACAAAGCUUCAGUCGUAGUGGCACACUGCAUAUUCAUCAAAAGAUCCACACAGGGGAGAAGCCACAUAAAUGCUUAGAAUGUGGAAAAAGCUUCAGUUGUAGUGGCACUCUGCGUAUCCAUCAAAAGAUCCACACAGGGGAGAAGCCACAUAAAUGCAUGGAAUGUGGAAAAACCUUCCUUCAGAGUGGACAUUUACGUUCCCAUCAAAGGACCCACACAGGGGAGAAGCCAUAUAAAUGCAUGGAAUGUGGACAAAGCUUCAGUCGUAGUGGCAAUCUACAUUCCCAUCAAAGGACCCACACAGGGGAGAAGCCACAUAAAUGCAUAGAAUGUGGAAAAAGCUUCAGUCUCAGUGACCGUCUACGUUCCCAUCAAAGGACCCACCCAGAGAUGCAGUAUUUCCAAUAGUCUGAGCCCAAAACGCUUAGGGCUUUAUA